This is a messenger RNA of Cylicocyclus nassatus, 543 nucleotides long. The record is from the annotation of a GenBank genome assembly. NCBI's taxonomy places the organism in Eukaryota, Metazoa, Nematoda, Chromadorea, Rhabditida, Strongylidae.
AUGAGUGUGGCGAAGCUUGUUGCUGAUGACAGUGGAGCUUGGACAAGAAGUUGGAUACGCAAUUUGAUUAGAGGACUGCACAUGGAAAAGACCGUUAUUAAAUACAUGACAGACAGUAAUCUCCUCAGAGAAUGCUUGGGCGAUGCUGAUCUGGACCAAUAUAGGACAAUCAUCAUAGACGAGUUCUUUUCCUUGUUUUUUUUGAAUGUUACUUGCGAGCUUAUGAGAACUCGACUAAGUGAGCUGGAUGAAGCUCCGCUUGCCGUGUUUCCCGUAUACUCUCAGUUGCUAGUGAUCUACAGAUUUUCUUCGUUUCGCAAGCCUCUGCUAACCAGAGGUCGGGUGGUGCGGGUCUUACGGAACCUGGUCAGUGCCUCCGUUUUGUACACAGAACGGCAGUUCAAAGAGGAAAUGAUUGUCUCAACAGCCCCUGAAAUCAAGCGUACGAAUCUCUCAAAUGAAGUUUUGCUGCUGGAAUCUCUCGAUGUUGAUGAUCUUCUCAAAUUCCACUUUAUGGACGCACCACCGAAGAUAACAUGCUAA